This is a messenger RNA of Periophthalmus magnuspinnatus, 2775 nucleotides long. Its product is annotated as dynein, cytoplasmic 1, intermediate chain 2a-like. Gene Ontology annotation, cellular component: cytoplasmic dynein complex. Gene Ontology annotation, biological process: transport along microtubule. The record is from RefSeq and is a predicted model, not a curated record. Lineage: Eukaryota; Metazoa; Chordata; Actinopteri; Gobiiformes; Gobiidae. The transcript is spliced from 17 exons. Gene Ontology annotation, molecular function: dynein heavy chain binding; dynein light chain binding. Bases 133 to 2019 code for a protein of 628 amino acids.
ACGCCCAAGCGCAAAACACUUUUUGACUCUCCUCGGCGCCGGUAGUCGGCAGUCUGCCACGGGCCGUUUAUUUUUCCUGUGUUAGCCAAACCUUUGCUGGCAGGUUAUAAACCCCCUGUAAGCAGGGCCAUCAUGUCUGAUAAGAAUGAGCUAAAGGCAGAGCUUGAGAGAAAGAAGCAACGGUUGGCACAAAUCAGGGAAGAGAAGAAGCGAAAGGAGGAGGAGCGAAAGAAAAAAGAGGCCGAACAACUGAAAGAUGUCUCACACCAUCAAGAUGACUCUGACCUGGAGAAAAAACGUCGUGAAGCUGAAGCCCUUUUACAGAGUAUGGGGAUUGGGGAAGCUUCCUCUGUGCCUCCUCCUCCCAUGUCUCCCACUGCCAAAUCCACGGGCACGCCGAGCGAGGCAGGGAGCCAGGACUCCGAUGGAGCUGUGGGACCCAGGACUCUGCACUGGGACUCUGACCCGUCCACACUUCAACUUCACUCUGACUCUGAGCUGGGGCGUGUGACUCCAAAACUGGGAUUGGCCAAAAUCACACAUGUAGACUUCCCUCCUCGUGAAACAGUUUCCUACACCAAAGAGACGCAGACCCCAGUGCUUUCCCAGCCCAAAGAAGUAGAAGAAGAAGAGGAAGAAGAAAUUGCUCCACCACAGGCAGUAGAGGAGAUUCCCAUUGAAAAACCAGAUCAGAAGGAGGAAGAGGAAGCACCCCCUCAUGAACUGACAGAGGAGGAAAAACUCCAGAUAUUGCACUCUGAGGAGUUUGUGAAUUUCUUCGAUCACAGCAGCCGCAUUAUUGAGCGUGCCCUGUCGGAGCACGUCGACCUCUUCUUUGACUACAGCGGCCGCGACCUGGAGGAGAAGGAGGGGGAAAUCCAGGCCGGGGCCAAACUGUCUCUCAACAGGCAGUUUAUGGACGAGCACUGGUCCAAGCAUCGCGUUGUCACGUGCUUAGAUUGGUCCCCCCAGUAUCCUGAACUCCUGGUCGCCUCAUACAACAACAACGAGGAAGCUCCCCAUGAGCCAGAUGGGGUGGCCCUGGUGUGGAACAUGAAGUACAAGAAGGCCACUCCGGAGUAUGUUUUCCACUGUCAGUCUGCUGUUAUGUCCACUGCGUUUGCCAAGUUCCACCCCAACGUAGUGGUGGGGGGCACGUACUCAGGGCAGAUCGUCCUAUGGGACAAUAGGAGCAACAAGAGGACCCCCAUACAGAGGACUCCCCUGUCAGCAGCAGCACACACGCACCCUGUGUACUGUGUCAAUGUGGUAGGCACCCAGAACGCCCACAAUCUCAUCAGCAUCUCCACUGACGGAAAGAUGUGUUCCUGGAGUCUGGACAUGCUGUCACAACCGCAGGACAGUAUGGAGCUGGUGUUUAAACAGUCCAAAGCUGUAGCUGUCACCUCCAUGUCGUUCCCUCUCGGAGAUGUCAACAACUUUGUGGUGGGCAGUGAAGACGGCUCAGUCUACAUGUCGUGUCGUCAUGGAAGCAAAGCGGGCAUCAGUGAGAUGUUUGAGGGCCACCAUGGCCCCAUCACAGGGAUCAACUGCCACACCGCAGCAGGACCCCUGGACUUCUCCCACCUGUUUGUCACCUCUUCAUUUGACUGGACUGUCAAACUGUGGAGCACCAAGAAUAACAAACCCCUGUACUCUUUUGAGGAUAACUCAGAUUACGUGUAUGACGUCAUGUGGUCUCCCAUUCACCCAGCUCUGUUCGCUUGUGUGGAUGGGGUGGGUCAUCUGGACCUGUGGAACCUCAACAAUGACACUGAGGUGCCCACAGCCAGUGUCACAGUGGAGGGAAACCCUGCCCUUAACAGAGUGAGGUGGGCUCCCUCGGGCAAAGAAAUUGCAGUGGGAGAUUCAGAUGGUGGAGUCCGUGUCUAUGAUGUUGGAGAGCAGACUGCAGUCCCUCGUAGCGAUGAGUGGACCCGGUUUGUGCGAACUCUGGCAGAGAUCAAUGAGAACAGAGACGACGCAGAGGAGCUGGCAGCUCAGCGUCUCACUGCCUAAGCUCGUUUCCAUGGAUACCAUGCUUCAGGGACCAGCAGUGCACUUGUUAUUAAGUCUAUUGAUAGGACACAAAUACAACUGGACAAAGAGAUGAAGUUCUGACUGAAAAAAACCCCUCUUUCCUUUACCUUCGUGGAUUUUGCUUCUCAGUUUGCAGGAUGGUCUUCCUCUGAUUACAAUCAACAGGGCUACAUGCAGAAAGCCAUGUUCGCAGUCCUUUCUUCUACCAGAUGCCUUAAUUUUUUUACUCUGAAUAAUUUCUUCUUUCCUUUCAUACAUACUAACAUAAGCCUUAUGUUUGAGUUUAAUGCCAAAUACUGCACUAUACCAUAGUUAGUCUAGUUUAUGCUAAUCCAGUUCAGAGCAAUCACUCUCUUCUAUCCACUGGAAUGUAAACAUCUCAUGACAAUAAUCCCUAUUUUCAUCAGCCUGUCUUUAAACAUAAUCACAUGAGCUUUAACUUUUUUAAAGUGUCCUGAUUCUUAAAUGUUUUUUCUUCUAAAAUGUCCUGUAACAUGCCAGGUUGUGUAUAUUAAAUACAUUUGCGAUAUCCUGAUAUCCUAUAUGCGAGGAAGAAGAUCAUGUAUGCUGUAACACUCAGUGAUUUUCUAAGUCUGUAAAGCUGGCGGUUAGUUCCUCUGAUGAGUUUGUUAAAGAAACUCUGCUUGUUGUCCAAUGUGAGAAUGUACUUUCACAGUAGAUACAUAAUGUUUAAAAGAUUUAUUUCAAUAAAAUACAUUAAAUGCAUUUAAAUUA